AUGCAGCGCCAGCGAGAGCGAUGCAGUGCCAGCAAGAGUGAUGCAGCGAGAAAGCGCCUCCACCAGACAGGAAAACACCGCCACCAGACUGGGGCCUGCACGUGGGUGUUGGGCCGUGGUGCGGGCCUGCUGAGCCCUGUGCCGGGCUCGGGGGACAGGACGCAUCUCUGCCUUUUGGUACGAAGUCUCCAUAGCAAGAGUUGCACGUGGUGGGAUGAGCAUCUUUCUGAAGAAAACAUCCCGUUUAUUAAGCAGUUGGUGUCUGAUGAGUACCAAGCCCAGUUAGCAAGUAAACUGAACCCCCUGAAGGAUGAGCCGUGGCUUAUACAUCCUUGGGAACCAGGUUCUGUUCGAGUUGGCCUGAUUGCACUGAAGCUGGGCAUGAUGCCCUUGUGGACCAAGGACGGUAAAGAGCAUGUGGUCACGUUACUGCAGGUACAAGACUGCCAUGUCUUAAAAUACACACCAAAGGAGAGUCACAACGGGAAGACGGCCGCGCUGACCGUUGGGGGGAAGACGGCGUCGCCCUUCCACAAAUCUCCAUCCAUAUUCGAAUUUUACCAAGAACUUGGAUUACCGCCAAAACAGAAAAUUAAAAUCUCUAAUGUCACAGAAAAUGCUGUAAUUAAACCAGGCACUCCUCUCUACGCUGCCCAUUUCCGUCCAGGACAGCACGUGGACGUCACCGCCAAAACGAUUGGUAAAGGCUUCCAAGGGGUCAUGAAAAGAUGGGGAUUUAAAGGCCAGCCUGCGACUCAUGGUCAAACGAAAACCCACAGGAGACCUGGAGCAAUUUCCACUGGAGAUGUCGCCAGAGUCUGGCCCGGGACCAAGAUGCCUGGACACAUGGGAAACCAGGAUCGGACAGUGUUGGGACUGAAGGUGUGGAGAAUAAACACCAAACACAACAUCAUCUACGUGCAUGGCUCUGUCCCCGGACACAAGAAUUGCUUAGUGAAGGUCAGAGAUUCCUUCUUGCCUGCUUACAAAGAAAAAACAACCAACCUACCAUUCCCAAUGUAUUUUCCUGACGGGGAUGAAGAGGCGCUCCCAGAGGAUCUGUAUGAGGACAGCGUGUGUCAGCCCGGGGCGCCGUCGCUCACCUAUGCCUGA
Elephantulus edwardii (Cape elephant shrew) is the source of this 1113-nucleotide messenger RNA. Its product is annotated as 39S ribosomal protein L3, mitochondrial-like. NCBI's taxonomy places the organism in Eukaryota, Metazoa, Chordata, Mammalia, Macroscelidea, Macroscelididae. Gene Ontology annotation, biological process: translation. The record is from RefSeq and is a predicted model, not a curated record. Gene Ontology annotation, cellular component: ribosome; mitochondrial large ribosomal subunit. Gene Ontology annotation, molecular function: structural constituent of ribosome. The coding region runs from base 1 to 1113 and encodes 370 amino acids. The transcript has 3 exons.